AAAAGGGCGCAGCGGCGGCCGCUUUCCAGUCGCAGGUGCGGUCGACUUGAUGGUGCAGGCAGGACUCUAACCCACGAGAGAGAAAAGAAGGCCGAGACGCUGAGGACAGAAAACUAAGAAUGGAUACCCUUUUUGGAGCUGUCGUGGGCUUGGGGGCGGCAGUGGUCGGUAUCCCUCUGGCGGCCGGCGCCCUGGGUUUCACCGCCGGCGGGAUUGCUGCUGGUUCCAUAGCAGCCAAGAUGAUGUCGGCGGCUGCCAUUGCCAACGGUGGAGGUGUAGCUGCCGGUGGCGUGGUUGCCACCCUGCAAUCCAUUGGUGCGGCAGGAGUGUCAACGGCUAUAGCUGCCCCAGCUACAGCUGUAGGGGCAGUGAUCGGUUUCUUGAGCAGCUAGAAGAUGCAUCAUGCCAACCCUCUUCUGUCCUCCUUUACAGGAUACUUAUUUGAAGACCCAUUUUUUUGCCCCCAGCUGCAUCAGUAUAGACUCGUGUGCUUGUGGUUGGUAGUAUAUGCUGUACAACCUAGUGGUUCUCCAUCCUUCAAAUAUUUUGAACUUCAAUUUCCCUGGCCAUGCAAACUCCUGGGUUGACCUACCUGAUUGUCACAUCUACACCCAAGGCAUGGAUGAAGAGGAUGAUACACAGCAGAACCGGGAAACUGUAAUUUCUAGGCUUUUAACUCCCAAAAGCUCUUGGCAAUCAUGGCCGGUUGAAAUUCUAGAGUGGUCAUCCAGUUACUUGACUUUUCCAAGCUAGGUAAAUCUUCAGCUUAGAUAUAAACGUCCCUUGAAACAAAUACUGUGCAUUUUGCUGAUCCAGAUAAAUGGCACAUGAUCUUUACAUUGGCACCAGUAGAAUGGUGACAGUGACCCAGUCGUUAAUAAAUGACAGAUUUUGAUUGCAAAGUA
Molecule: messenger RNA, 905 nt
Organism: Pogona vitticeps (central bearded dragon)
Lineage: Eukaryota; Metazoa; Chordata; Lepidosauria; Squamata; Agamidae
Source: RefSeq, a predicted model, not a curated record